CAUCCCGAUCUCUCGAGUAUAGACAACAGAUACAAUGUCCGUUGCGAACGCUAUCCCCUUCGUCGGACGCUUCACCGCGCGUCGCGGCAAGGACAUCAUCGCCCACGACCGGGCCAGGGCUCAGAAGAUUCUGCAGGGAGCCCACCCCCAUGGCCCAAUCGGUGCGCGCGAGUUCCGCACGCGCCACGGCAACCACCACCACCACCGCCACCACGGCGGCAGUGACGCGGCCUCUGGCGGAGGCUCGACCACUGGCACCGGCUCUGGUGGCAGCACCGGUACCGCCCCGUCCUCUGACGGCACUGGCGUUGACGUUACCGAUGCCGGUGUCACCUACACUGCUUCAGUUGGUGUCGGCAGCCCCGCAACCAGCUACACGCUCCUUAUUGACACUGGCAGCUCCAACACCUGGGUCGGCGCCAGCCAGAAGUAUGUCAAGACUAGCACCAGCAAGUCCACCGGUGACAGCGUGAAUGUUAGCUACGGCUCUGGUUCCUUCUCGGGUACUGAGUUUACCGACACUGUGACCCUCGGCCCGACUCUCGUCAUCGAGAACCAGUCCAUCGGCGUCGCCUCCCAGGCUCAGGGCUUCCAAGGUGUCGACGGUAUCCUCGGUGUCGGUCCCACAGACCUCACCGCGAACACUGUCUCUGGCCAGGACCAGGUCCCGACCGUCGUCGACAACCUGUUCUCGCAGGGGACGAUCACCUCCGACUCGCUCGGCAUCUUCUACGAGCCCACGACCCAGGACGGUGCCAUCAACGGCGAACUCACCUUUGGCGGAAUCGACCAGAGCAAGAUCACCAGCGACGUGGGCUUCGUCCCGAUCACCUCCACCUCGCCCGCGAGCAUGUACUGGGGCAUCGACCAGGACAUCUCAUACGGCCAGAGCCAGUCCCUGGUCACCGGCUCGCCGGGCAUCGUCGACACCGGCACCACGCUCCUCAUGCUCGCGACGGACGUCUUCCAGGCGUACCAGAAGGCGACGGGCGCGACGAACGACCAGACCACCGGCCUCCUGAAGCUGACCGAAGAGCAGUUCGACAACCUCCAGAGCCUGUUCUUCAACAUCGGCGGCACCACCUUUGAGCUGACGGCGAACGCCCAGAUCUGGCCGCGCGCGCUCAACUCGGAGCUCGGCGGCGACGCGGACAGCAUCUACCUCGUCGUCGCCGACCUCGGCAGCCCGAGCGGACAGGGCCUCGAUUUCAUCAAUGGCUUCGCGUUCCUGCAGCGCUUCUACAGCGUGUUCGACACCGGCAACGCCCAGGUCGGUCUCGCGACGACCGCGUUCACCGACGCGACCACGAACUGAGCGUGGACCUGCGCCCCGGAGACGAGAGACUCUUGAGUGGACGUGUACGAUAGCUGAUGAUGAGACACCUGGACUCCUCUGCAAUGACCGGAUUACUCGCGUGUACUUCCAGAAGGGUUAUAUGAAUAGGAAUGGACUACGACUGCACCUAGGCUGCCAUAGCGUUGGGAUGUAAUGCCGACCGUGACUCGCUGCCCUUUGUAAUGUCUAUUGCUGGUGGAAAAAUUAUGUUGAAAAUGC
Phanerochaete carnosa HHB-10118-sp is the source of this 1555-nucleotide messenger RNA. RefSeq lists its product as uncharacterized. The coding region runs from base 35 to 1315 and encodes 426 amino acids. The record is from RefSeq and is a predicted model, not a curated record. Gene Ontology annotation, biological process: proteolysis. Gene Ontology annotation, molecular function: aspartic-type endopeptidase activity. NCBI's taxonomy places the organism in Eukaryota, Fungi, Basidiomycota, Agaricomycetes, Polyporales, Phanerochaetaceae. The transcript has 7 exons.